This is a messenger RNA of Acyrthosiphon pisum (pea aphid), 699 nucleotides long. Its product is annotated as pre-mRNA-splicing factor CWC25-like. The coding region runs from base 1 to 699 and encodes 232 amino acids. The transcript has a single exon. The record is from RefSeq and is a predicted model, not a curated record. Lineage: Eukaryota; Metazoa; Arthropoda; Insecta; Hemiptera; Aphididae.
AUGACUGACAAACGGACUAUAAAGCAAUCGACGGCAAAUAAGUUGCAACAAAAAAAACGAUGCGUGACGCAGAGAAAUUGUGAAGACGUAUCAGACGAUCUUACCGACGCUUUGGCUGGUGUUAGCGGUCAAGUAGAAAUGAGACGUGGCCGCCGAUCCGGGAGGCGUAGGUCAAGGAGGAGCCGUCGCCGUCGGGGCAGGAGACGUAGCGUAAGCGGUACCGAAGGAGACGACUACGAUACGGCUUCAGACACCGAAGAAGACGACGAUGACUCGUCAACGAUGGACGCGUCUUCCCGGAGGAGAUCGAGAAGGCGGCGGAGAGGCAGUCGGCGACGUCGCCGACCAUAUCAACCCAGUGGUAGCGACGACGAUGAUAACUCCGACGCAGAGGCUACUGAUGCAGAGACUACAGAUGACGCUUCGUCGACUAGCGGUGGUGGUGGUAACAUCCUCACGACGGCAGCCGCCGUGUGUGGACGUCGCCGGAGGAGGAGGAGGAGGAGGAGUAAGUGUGUAGCUAGACGUCCAAGACGACGAUCCACGGGGUGCAAGAAGAGGAGAAGGAGGAGAAGGAGAAGUAGCGGUAGUUCCUGUGUCACUGGUCUAGCCUGUGACUUGACAGAGGUGAGUGGAACAGCAGGUCACAGGUGCACCACGACAAAUAGCACUGAACCGGACACAGCAGAUCGCACUUAG